Messenger RNA from Carassius gibelio (silver crucian carp), 5347 nucleotides. Its product is annotated as titin-like. The coding region runs from base 469 to 4647 and encodes 1392 amino acids. The record is from RefSeq and is a predicted model, not a curated record. Lineage: Eukaryota; Metazoa; Chordata; Actinopteri; Cypriniformes; Cyprinidae. The transcript is spliced from 2 exons.
GUCACAGUGUCUGGGUUGUUGUUCCCCGGGGUUCCACUAGAUGUCCUCCUUCUCACGGUGCCUGUCCCAGAUCACUUCCUGUUCCCUUAUAUGGUCACCUUCCUCCUUGUUACCUGAUUGAUUGUUCACCCCACCUGUCUCCUGUUUCCCAAUUAUCCUUCUGUGUAUAAAUACCCAGUCUGUCUUAGUCUAUGUCACGGAGUCCUUGUCUGAUGUCAUUGUGUUUCAGGUCCAUCAGUCUUGCUUUGUCUUACCCUAUGUGUCUCAUUCUCUCGUUCCACCAGACUUCCUCUACCUUCCAUUCUUCCGAGUUCCCCGUUUCAUCCGGUUCCCUUUUUGUUUGAUUUGUCUCUCAUGACUGUUUAUUUUGUAUUUACCCCUCUGUUUAAAUAAAACCCUUACCUGCAUUUGGAUCUACCCUCUCGUUGUGUUUUUCCCCAAUACCUAUCGUGACAGAAGGACUCCGUCAUGCCUAGAUCCAGCGGUGUGGGAUUUCGAAUCGGUUCCCCAGCCACCAUGGAGGAACGGAGGGGGAGAUACCAGAACUUAAUCACCCUUCAUCAAGAGGGAAGUGAGGUGGGUGGCCUGGCGCAAUUGUUUUGGACUAUGGCAGUCGGGCUAGGUUACAAUGAUGCAGCACUAAAGGAUUUAUUUAAUAAUUGCCUGGAUGAUCCUUUACCUUCAUGGGAGAUGAAGGGGUUAGAGAUACUGGACUUUUGGGGGUUUACCAAUUACCUGCACCAUCGUGCCCAGUGGAAUGCAACAACCACACCAGAGUGUCCAGACAAGGCUGCCAGCUCAGCCCCACAGCACAAGAUGGGCGCCAGCCCAACCCCACAGCACAGGAUGGCCGCCAACCCAGCCCCACAACCCAAGAUGGCCACCAGCCCAGCCCCACAGCCCAAGAUGGCCGCCAACCUAGCGUCACAGCCCAAGAUGGCCGCCAGCCCUGCACCACAGCACAAGAUGGCCGACUCAACGCCACCGACUCCCCAUCGUAGAGGGCGGAGGAGGAGACAGGCAGCUGCUGUUCCCGAGGCGGUGCCCGAUGCUGUUCCCGAGGCGGUGCCCGAGGUUGUUCCCGAGGCGGUGCCCGAUGCAGUUCCCGAGGCGGAGCCCGAUGCAGUUCCCGAGGCGGUGCCCGAUGCAGUUCCCGAGGCGGUGCCCGAUGCUGUUUCCGAGGCGGUGCCCGAUGCAGUUCCCGAGGCGGAGCCCGAUGCAGUUCCCGAGGCGGUGCCCGAUGCAGUUCCCGAGGCGAAGCCCGAUGCAGUUCCCGAGGCGGUGCUCGAUGCAGUUCCCGAGGCGGUGCUCGAUGCAGUUCCCGAGGCGGUGCCCGAUGCAGUUCCCGAGGCGGUGCCCGAGGCGGAGCCCGAUGCUGUUCCCGAGGCGGAGUCCGAUGCUGUUCCCGAGGCGGAGCCCGAUGCAGUUCCCGAGGCGGUGCUCGAUGCUGUUCCCGAGGCGGUGCCCGAUGCUGUUUCCGAGGCGGUGCCCGAUGCAGUUCCCGAGGCGGAGCCCGAUGCAGUUCCCGAGGCGGAGCCCGAUGCAGUUCCCGAGGCGGUGCCCGAUGCUGUUUCCGAGGCGGUGCCCGAUGCUGUUUCCGAGGCGGAGCCCGAUGCUGUUUCCGAGGCGGAGCCCGAUGCAGUUCCCGAGGCGGAGCCCGAUGCAGUUCCCGAGGCGGAGCCCGAUGCAGUUCCCGAGGCGGUGCCCGAUGCAGUUCCCGAGGCGGUGCCCGAUGCAGUUCCCGAGGCGGUGCCCGAUGCAGUUCCCGAGGCGGUGCUCGAUGCAGUUCCCGAGGCGGUGCCCGAUGCAGUUCCCGAGGCGGUGCCCGAGGCGGAGCCCGAUGCUGUUCCCGAGGCGGAGUCCGAUGCUGUUCCCGAGGCGGAGCCCGAUGCAGUUCCCGAGGCGGUGCCCGAUGCUGUUUCCGAGGCGGAGCCCGAUGCAGUUCCCGAGGCGGUGCUCGAUGCAGUUCCCGAGGCGGUGCCCGAUGCAGUUUCCGAGGCGGUGCCCGAUGCAGUUCCCGAGGCGGUGCCCGAUGCUGUUCCCGAGGCGGAGCCGGAUGCUGUUCCCGAGGCGGAGUCCGAUGCUGUUCCCGAGGCGGAGCCCGAUGCAGUUCCCGAGGCGGUGCCCGAUGCUGUUUCCGAGGCGGUGCCCGAUGCAGUUCCCGAGGCGGUGCCCGAUGCUGUUCCCGAGGCGGAGCCGGAUGCUGUUCCCGAGGCGGAGCCGGAUGCUGUUCCCGAGGCGGAGCCCGAUGCAGUUCCCGAGGCGGUGCCCGAGGCUGUUCCCGAGGCCGAGGCCGAUGCAGUUCCCGAGGCGGAGCCCGAUGCAGUUCCCGAGGCGGUGCCCGAUGCAGUUCCCGAGGCGGUGCCCGAUACUGUUUCCGAGGCGGUGCCCGAUGCAGUUCCCGAGGCGGUGCCCGAUGCAGUUCCCGAGGCGAAGCCUGAUGCAGUUCCCGAUGCAGUUCCCGAGGCGGUGCCCGAUGCUGUUUCCGAGGCGGUGCCCUAUGCAGUUCCCGAGGCGGAGCCCGAUGCAGUUCCCGAGGCGGUGCUCGAUGCAGUUCCCGAGGCGGUGCUCGAUGCAGUUCCCGAGGCGGUGCCCGAUGCAGUUCCCGAGGCGGAGCCCGAUGCUGUUCCCGAGGCGGAGCCCGAUGCUGUUCCCGAGGCGGAGCCCGAUGCAGUUCCCGAGGCGGUGCCCGAUGCUGUUCCCGAGGCCGAGGUCGUUCCCGAGGCGGUGCCCGAUGCAGUUCCCGAGGCGGAGCCCGAUGCAGUUCCCGAGGCGGAGCCCGAUGCUGUUCCCGAGGCGGAGCCCGAUGCAGUUCCCGAGGCGGUGCCCGAUGCUGUUUCCGAGGCGGAGCCCGAUGCAGUUCCCGAGGCGGUGCUCGAUGCAGUUCCCGAGGCGGUGCUCGAUGCAGUUCCCGAGGCGGUGCCCGAUGCAGUUCCCGAGGCGGAGCCCGAUGCUGUUCCCGAGGCGGAGCCCGAUGCUGUUCCCGAGGCGGAGCCCGAUGCAGUUCCCGAGGCGGUGCCCGAUGCUGUUCCCGAGGCCGAUGCAGUUCCCGAGGCGGUGCCCGAUGCAGUUCCCGAGGCGGAGCCCGAUGCAGUUCCCGAGGCGGAGCCCGAUGCUGUUCCCGAGGCGGUGCCCGAUGCAGUUCCCGAGGCGGAGCCCGAUGCAGUUCCCGAGGCGGUGCCCGAUGCAGUUCCCGAGGCGGUGCCCGAUGCAGUUCCCGAGGCGGUGCCCGAUGCUGUUCCCGAGGCCGAGGUCGUUCCCGAGGCGGUGCCCGAUGCAGUUCCCGAGGCGGAGCCCGAUGCAGUUCCCGAGGCGGAGCCCGAUGCUGUUCCCGAGGCGGAGCCCGAUGCUGUUCCCGAGGCGGUGCCCGAUGCAGUUCCCGAGGCGGUGCCCGAUGCUGUUUCCGAGGCGGUGCCCGAUGCAGUUCCCGAGGCGGAGCCCGAUGCAGUUCCCGAGGCGGUGCCCGAUGCAGUUCCCGAGGCGGUGCCCGAUGCAGUUCCCGAGGCGGUGCUCGAUGCAGUUCCCGAGGCGGUGCCCGAUGCAGUUCCCGAGGCGGAGCCCGAUGCAGUUCCCGAGGCGGUGCCCGAUGCUGUUCCCGAGGCGGAGCCCGAUGCUGUUCCCGAGGCGGAGCCCGAUGCUGUUCCCGAGGCGGAGCCCGAUGCAGUUCCCGAGGCGGUGCCCGAUGCUGUUCCCGAGGCCGAGGUCGUUCCCGAGGCGGUGCCCGAUGCAGUUCCCGAGGCGGUGCCCGAUGCUGUUCCCGAGGCGGUGCCCGAUGCUGUUCCCGAGGCGGUGCCCGAUGCUGUUCCCGAGGCGGUGCCCGAUGCAGUUCCCGAGGCGGUGCCCGAUGCUGUUCCCGAGGCGGUGCCCGAUGCUGUUCCCGAGGCCGAGGUCGUUCCCGAGGCGGAGCCCGAUGCUGUUCCCGAGGCGGAGCCCGAUGCAGUUCCCGAGGCGGUGCCCGAUGCUGUUCCCGAGGCCGAGGUCGUUCCCGAGGCGGUGCCCGAUGCAGUUCCCGAGGCGGAGCCCGAUGCAGUUCCCGAGGCGGAGCCCGAUGCAGUUCCCGAGGCGGUGCCCGAUGCUGUUCCCGAGGCGGAGCCCGAUGCAGUUCCCGAGGCGGUGCCCGAUGCUGUUCCCGAGGCGGUGCCCGAUGCAGUUCCCGAGGCGGUGCCCGAUGCUGUUUCCGAGGCGGUGCCCGAUGCAGUUCCCGAGGCGGAGCCCGAUGCAGUUCCCGAGGCGAAGCCCGAUGCAGUUCCCGAGGCGGUGCUCGAUGCAGUUCCCGAGGCGGAGCCCGAUGCAGUUCCCGAGGCGGUGCUCGAUGCAGUUCCCGAGGCGGUGUCCGUUACAGUUCCCGAGGCGGUGACCACAAGGCCGUGGUGGUCUUCGGCUCCGCCCUGGGAGACUCUGGCGGUGACCACGAGGACGUGGUGGUCAUCCGCUCCGCCCUGGGGGACUCUGGCGGUGACCACGAGGACGUGGUGGUCGUCCGCUCCACCUUGGGGGACUCUGGUGAUGACCAUGAGGACGUGGUGGUCUUCUGCUCCGACCUGGUGGACGCCGGCCUCGACCACAGAGACGUGGUGGUCUUCCGCUCCGCCCUGGAGGGCUCUGGCCUUGACCACACGGCUGUGGUGGUCAUCUGCUCCGUCCUAGUGGACGCCUCAACAUGUCCUUCAUGGACUUAUGUUUUGUGUUUUUUGAGUUCUGUUUCUGUCUGUUCUCUUUAGUUUAGUCUGGCCCUCCGUCCCUCCCCCUGUACCUCCUCCGGUCCUCCUCCCUCCUGAUCUCCCGGGUUUAUGUAUCAUUUCUGGUGUUUGUCCCCCAUGUGUUCCUUUUCUGGCCCUCCGUCCCUCCCCCUGAGCCUCCACCUGUCCGCCUCCCUCCUGGUCUCUGUGUCAUGUUUUGUCUUUAAGCGUCUGGUAGCCGCUCCGUAGAGGGGGGGUACUGUCACAGUGUCUGGGUUGUUGUUCCCCGGGGUUCCACUAGAUGUCCUCCUUCUCACGGUGCCUGUCCCAGAUCACUUCCUGUUCCCUUAUAUGGUCACCUUCCUCCUUGUUACCUGAUUGAUUGUUCACCCCACCUGUCUCCUGUUUCCCAAUUAUCCUUCUGUGUAUAAAUACCCAGUCUGUCUUAGUCUAUGUCACGGAGUCCUUGUCUGAUGUCAUUGUGUUUCAGGUCCAUCAGUCUUGCUUUGUCUUACCCUAUGUGUCUCAUUCUCUCGUUCCACCAGACUUCCUCUACCUUCCAUUCUUCCGAGUUCCCCGUUUCAUCCGGUUCCCUUUUUGUUUGAUUUGUCUCUCAUGACUGUUUAUUUUGUAUUUACCCCUCUGUUUAAAUAAAACCCUUACCUGCA